Suillus clintonianus is the source of this 1016-nucleotide messenger RNA. Its product is annotated as CTR copper uptake transporter. The transcript is spliced from 5 exons. Gene Ontology annotation, molecular function: copper ion transmembrane transporter activity. The record is from RefSeq and is a predicted model, not a curated record. Gene Ontology annotation, biological process: copper ion transmembrane transport; intracellular copper ion homeostasis. The coding region runs from base 127 to 672 and encodes 181 amino acids. NCBI's taxonomy places the organism in Eukaryota, Fungi, Basidiomycota, Agaricomycetes, Boletales, Suillaceae. Gene Ontology annotation, cellular component: plasma membrane.
CGAUAUCGAUCCUCCCUCCCUGGACCAUCGUUCCGCUAGAGGAAGGUGGUUCCCACGGCUAGUCAGGUUGUCUCGACUCUCAACACUUGGGCUUUCUGCAUACACGGGCCUACGAACACCUGCGAGAUGAACUGGAAAUCUUUGGCGCUCUGUUUCUUAUGCUUUUGUCACUGUUGUCUCGCCGACAAUGGCAUGGAUAUGUCCAUGGAUGGUGGCAUCAGUCUUGCUGUAGGGAACAUGCUCGCGUACCUGCACUUUACGCCAGGAGACAAUCUGUGGUUCCUUGGCUGGGUUCCUAAGAGCUCCGGAGCCAUGGUUGGCACAUGUAUCGCACUGUUUAUGUUGGCGUUGAUCGAGCGCUGGAUAGCAGCUUGCCGAGCAGUCAUGGAAUUCCACUGGGGCCAACAGGCAAUUAUCAUUGCGUCUGAUAAACUCAAUACCCUACCAACUCGGACAUCUCGCAUCGGAUUCACAAAGCGCUUUACGCCUCCUUUCAUUCCCGCGCAUGAUAUUACACGUGGGGUCAUGUUUGCAGUGCAGGCGCUGUUGGGCUACCUCUUCAUGCUGGCAGUCAUGACGUACCAGCUGGGUUUCAUACUCUCCCUUGUGGUGGGGCUCGGAGUGGGAGAGACUUUCUUUGGAAGAUUUGGUAGUAUUGCGCAUGCACAUUAAACCGAUUACACGCGUUCUUUUUGCAAAACAUGUCCGCGCGACGAUCAUCGGUAGAACGCAAUCUUUGGGCAGAAGUUCCAUUCUGACACUGUCCCGCUGCUUAUACAUGCACUAAUGUCCCCCAUCACCACUGCUGUUCUUUGUUGAUCAGAGUUGUUGCAUUGUAUGGCUGCUGGCACCGUUUUGUACAUUACGAAACUCAAUUACGCUGUUCUCCCGCGCUCUCUUAGCACAUCCGGUGUACUCCAGACCCGCAGAUGUGACUGUAAGAGUCUGCCACGAACUCCCUCGUCAAUUUUUGCGUGACCCGCGGCUCAUCUAAAUUUCUUGAUCAAGAAGUGAAA